AUGCGUUUCUCGGCCAUCAUCUUCACCCUCUUCUCCGCCGGCGUCCUCGCUCAAAAUGGAUGCGGCUUUCCGGAUGGACCUGAUUGCCAAUCCCUCGGCAAGGGCGCCAAUGGACUGGAGCAAUUCGCAGACCCCGAUGGCUGCUGCUUGCUACCCCUCCGUUGUGGCAAUGGCGAUGGCGGCGAGAGAUGCGAGCGUGUAAGCGGUGCUAGUGCUGGCGGCGCGACGAACGGCAACAAUGGCAACACUGGCAAUACUGGUAACACUGGCAAUACUGGUAACACUGGCACUGGGAGGAACGGAAGGAACAGAAACAACAACAACAACGCCAACAAGAAGAGGCGCAUUUAG
Molecule: messenger RNA, 351 nt
Organism: Colletotrichum costaricense
Lineage: Eukaryota; Fungi; Ascomycota; Sordariomycetes; Glomerellales; Glomerellaceae
Exons: 2
Coding region: 1-351 (116 amino acids)
Source: RefSeq, a predicted model, not a curated record